Messenger RNA from Nematostella vectensis (starlet sea anemone), 3177 nucleotides. Its product is annotated as diacylglycerol lipase-beta. NCBI's taxonomy places the organism in Eukaryota, Metazoa, Cnidaria, Anthozoa, Actiniaria, Edwardsiidae. Bases 159 to 2144 code for a protein of 661 amino acids. Gene Ontology annotation, biological process: lipid metabolic process. The transcript is spliced from 14 exons. The record is from RefSeq and is a predicted model, not a curated record.
GCGGAACGCCUUGUCAAAGUCGUCUACCCAUGACAAGAUGAACGUGAUUGGUGCCUGUUUCACUUUUUCCGCACGAAGCUGGAAAGAGCUCAACUUCAAGGUUUUCAAAUGAGCCCCUCCUAAGCAUUCCAAGCCAAAACCAACUUCCAUAAACGACAAUGCCUGCCCUAGUUGCCUUCAACCGCCGCUGGCAGAUUGGCAGUGAUGAUCUGGUCUUCCCAUUCACUGCUGGUUUGAUGGCCAGAUUUGCCUGGUUCAUUGUGGUCUGCUCAAUUUAUGGAGUUUACCACAAAGACCUCAAAGAAUGUCACUCCCAGAUUGCUUUGCAAACUUUCUUUAUUGGUGUCAUCAUUGUAGCAUGCCUUGUCAUGGGAAAUGAGGUUGCGAUAAUCUGGACAAGCAUGCAAGGAACAAUUAUGAACACCAGACCACGUCAGCGAAUCCCCAUACUUCUUUACAUCCAACUUGCCCUGUAUGUGCCAGAAAUUGCACUGUCCAUACUUGGUAUAUACUGGGCUUUCCAUAGUAGCACUGGGUGUGAAUUGGGUGUGGUGGUUCCAGUACAGAUCACUGUGGUACUGCAGUGGCUGAUUCUGUUGUCUGUAUUUGCUGCUGCGGCCAUGUUUUUUGACCCACUUGGAGCUCUUCACAAGCAAGAUCGCAGUAUUGAACAAUCAAGCAAGUUGUGGGAGAGGAGAUGUCGUCUGCUGUGCUGUUGCUUUGCUGGCAAUGAUCAGCAAUACAUGAACGCCAUAUCACAAAUUGCGGAGAUGUUUGCAUCUGAGUUGCAUGGCGUUGACGCUGUUCCAUCAGACGUGGCUGUUGGCCUGAUUCUUUUGCAGCAACAGCAAGAGAUUGAAUCAAGAGGAAAGCCAUGGUACUCUGGUACUCCAGUUGACCUGAGCAAGGAUGAGGAGAGAUCCCGUAUUGAUGCUGCAGCUUAUUUUAUGCGCUACUCCGUUGGCUCUUAUGGUUGGCCCAUGUAUGUCUUCAUGAAUCCAUGCUGUGGGCCAUGCAGUCUCUGUCAAAAAGCCAGAUGCAGUGCUUGUUGCUAUCCUGCUAACUCAUUGGCCCACAUCAUUAAGGACAACUGCUGUAUGUGUAACACAGCCGCCAUUCAUCUACAGACGGAGCUACGAAACGAGGAUUUGUUUUACUGUUCGUACCACAAUAAGCUGUACGAGAUUCCAUUCUACGUUGCGCUAGACCGUGAUAAGAAGACAGUUGUGGUGUCCAUCCGGGGAACUCUUUCCAUGAAGGAUACAUUGACAGACCUGACAGGCCACGGAGAGGACAUACAUAUCGAGGGACUAGACGGUGGUAUGGCGCACAAGGGUAUGUAUUUGAGCGCUACUUACAUCAAGGGUCAACUGAUAGACCAUGGAAUAUUGCAAGAGGCUUUCGACGAGGCGGCGAAAACUGGAGAAAGCUACCGUCUGGUGGUGGUGGGUCACUCACUCGGUGCCGGUACAGCCUCAGUGCUCUCCGUCCUUCUCAAGCCCAUGUACCCCGACCUGCAGUGUUUCGCGUACUCGAACCCAAGUUGCCUGAACGAGUCAGCGUGCACCCGGACAGAGGACUACAUCAUGUCUGUUAUCGUCGGCAAAGACGUCGUGCCGAGAAUGGGCGUAAAAAAUCUCAACACUCUCAAGCGUGACUUGGAGACCGUGAUAAUGAGAUGCAAUCAACCAAAGUAUCGCGUGCUCAUAUCAGGCUGCUGGCGAGCCCUCUGUUUCUUACUCGACAAGAGAAGCAAUGGACAAACCGAAGGUGAACAAGUCAUUCCUGUUAAACCAGACAGUCAAGCUCCAGACCCCACAAAACCUAACACUCUAAGAGAACCUUUGCUAGGUGAGCGACAACCUCUGAACUCCGAGGGCUCAGCUUCGUAUGUAGAGGAGGGACUGGGCAGCCUCGCUGAGAGAGAGCCUGGUACUAGUGACGUCACGAAUGGAAAGUCACUUGUUCAGCUUUACCCCGCGGGCAAGAUUCUGCAAAUCAACGAGCUUCCCCAAAACAGGUUCGACCUGCUGUGGGCGAAUCGCCAGAUGUUUCAGCGGGUGCUGAUUAGUCACACGAUGCUAAAGGACCACUUUCCUGACGUGGUGCUCAAAGAUCUGACCGAGAUCGCUAAAAGAGCCUGAGCCUAAGUGAUGACUAGCGCAAGGCGUUCCUCGUUCAAGUCGAAAAAGACUCAGCCCAAGUCAUUGCUAUACUCUAGGCGUUCCUUGACAACACGGGAAGGAUUUAGGUUUACCGUUAGGAUUAAGGGCGCGUUUUUUUACUCGUGAUUCCGGAAUGAGAAUGAUUAGAAUAGAAAAAGCGCGCGUUCGUUUAUUCCACGUUCCUAUAUCGUAAUGGAAUGAAGGUCAUUCCACCUGUUCUACCCUACCUGUAGCAGAAUGACUCGAAUUCCAUUCUGAACAUUCUCUACCAACCAUUCCCAUUCCAGAAAGAUAGGAAAAAAAACGCGCCCUAAGACUAGAAAUAUAGUUCCGGUUCUCAGUCCGAGUAAAUUAAACAAGUGUACUUAAUCUUUAACGUUUUAUGUCCAAAGGAGAUAGAUCAACUAGAUUUUGUAGAUAAGAAAAUGUAGCCUACGUGCUUUUUGUACAUGUAAAUUAGUUUGAAUUUGUGUCACCAAAAGGCGUAGAAUCAAAGCCGGACCAUACGCUGAAACCAGCCUACUCUUUGUUGUUCCCUGUUCCCUCAUAGAUGAGCCGUGAGGAAGCGUUUGGGUUUCCUGUGUCGACAACCACAGGAUACCCGGUCAGAACACCAGGGACUGCGUCAAACGCGAAUUCUGAAAUCCAGAAUAAUUUUCCCAAAGCCACAAAUAGUGCACGAGCUGCGUCUGUCCAGGAACAACCACUCCAGGGAUUGGUUUCACACCAUAAAUAAUCCCAUACUAGUCUCGGGCGCUCUUACCUGGUUUCCUGUCCUUGGAGAUAACCGUAAGACAACUUGGGGUCUGGGACGAGCUCACCCAUUUCCUUUUUAGAAACCACAGGGAGUUCAAUCAAAAACUCGGGUAAGAACGCCCGCGACUGGGCAGAAAUCACAACUGCCAAAGCAAUACAAUUGCACUCCCUUAAAUGGUAAAACGAAUCGUGCGUUUGUUGUGUCAACAUGUGUUAAACAAAUAAUAGAUAAUAAAAAAGAAGUGAUAAGAUGCAA